This is a messenger RNA of Myzus persicae (green peach aphid), 1119 nucleotides long. RefSeq lists its product as uncharacterized. The record is from RefSeq and is a predicted model, not a curated record. NCBI's taxonomy places the organism in Eukaryota, Metazoa, Arthropoda, Insecta, Hemiptera, Aphididae. The transcript is spliced from 6 exons. The coding region runs from base 1 to 1068 and encodes 355 amino acids.
AUGACUGAACAGCUCAAUGAAUCACCCGAAAAGAUUCGGAGCGAGGCACGACAGCCCAGUAUCGCCGUAGACCCGAGACUUCAGAAGUCCCAUGAGUCGGACGAUUUGGAAAACGAUUAUCAGUUUUUCCGAACUUUGGUCAAAAACAACAUAUUUCAAUUGACUGACGUCUCGGACCAACGAGCGAUUUCAACUUGGUUGCACAAAUGCGACGAGGAACAUGACAAGUCGUUAAAAUGCGGGAUAAUCAAACUGAUGUUGGUGUCACUUCAGCACCCCCGAGGUAAUAUGAAAUUGUUUAGACAUUCGGCCCCGAAAAACCUGCCGUACCUGGUAAACACACCGAAUUACCUCAGAGAAUUGGUCGAAGACAUGUUGAAGAACUUCGAUUCCGACUCGGACACCGACGACGAAGUUUCCCGCCCUCAUCGCUGCCGCCAUCGGACCACCUGCACGAACACUGCCGCCGUGUCGCCGGACAUGACCAGUGUCGCCACAGCGUUCGCCGACGACCGCAGCGUGCAAGCAUUCUACGCCAGGUCCGAUCACACGGUGGACACGUGGCGUCUGCCCAACAGCUUCCGGUUUCCGGUGCACAGUCGUUCGGCGUCCCGAUGGGAAAAGGCGCUAACGACCGACUGCCCAUUGUGGGCCCGAGUGACCAAUUCCACUAAAACUGUGAAGAAAAACAUCAUAAAGGACUGGGAUUUACCAGUUUUCUUACCAGACGAUGGUAAACCGUGGAAAACACCGAAAUGGAAUACCAGCGAAUCCGAUCUGAGUCCGAUGGAACAAAAAUGUCGUGGGUUAAUGUCAGAGCAAAUAUCACCAGAGGACAACGAAUUUCGGUGGUACGAGCACAGUCGGUUGGACGGCAGCUUGAGACCUAUGGCUCAAUUUGGUAUCGAUAAGAACGUACGCGGUCAAGACAAAAACCAAUCGGAAUUGGACGAACGAGCUAUUAACGUGACAAACAAAAUAUAUCCAGAAAAUAUUCGAAUCUUUGUCGAUCCACGUCUUAUCGCCGAGGUGGUUGGUAUAGACCCAACGGACCGACGGGAAUCGUGACGACUGUAGGUUGAUACCGGAAUGACAGAAAAAAAAAAUUGAUAGUCAGCA